Messenger RNA from Anolis sagrei ordinatus, 5315 nucleotides. RefSeq names its product natriuretic peptide receptor 3 (gene NPR3). NCBI's taxonomy places the organism in Eukaryota, Metazoa, Chordata, Lepidosauria, Squamata, Anolidae. The record is from RefSeq and is a predicted model, not a curated record. Gene Ontology annotation, biological process: signal transduction. Gene Ontology annotation, molecular function: peptide hormone binding; natriuretic peptide receptor activity. Gene Ontology annotation, cellular component: membrane.
CCUCCCCCUUUCUCCGCGGCGCGCCAUGUGUUGCGGAGGGACCCGGCGCGCCCUAUUUAAACCGGGGCGAUGAGCCCGGGAGCCACAGGAGGCGGAGGGAGACUCAGGAGGAGGAGAUGAUGAGGAGGGGGCGGAGGAGGAUGGUGGUGGUGGCGCCCCCGAGGCCCCUCCGCCGCCGGGGCCAGACCCACAGCCACAAAGCCUGGUAGCGGCGUUGCGGGAAGGACCUUCUCCUCCUCUCCGUGCCCUUCUUGCCGCGGCCAUGCGCUGCCCCGCCGGAGCCUUUGCUUUCCUGGUGCUGCUGCUGCUCUCUCACUCGGCGGCUCCGGAGGAAGACGAGGAGGAGGAGGAGUCGCGGAGGCUGCUGGUGCUGGUGCUUCUCCCCCAGGAGCCCUCCUUCCCCUUCUCUUUGCCGCGGGUGCGCCCGGCCGUGGAGUACGCCGUGCGGAGCCUGGAAGCCAACGGGACGCUCCUCCCGGCGGGCUUCCACUUGGAGCUGCUCUUCGAGGACUCCGGCUGCGGGAACGGCGCGCUCUUCGCCCUGGUGGACCUGGUGGCGCGGCGGCGGCGCUGGCCCGACUUGCUCCUGGGCCCGGCCUGCGACUACGCGGCCGCCCCGGUGGCCCGCCUGGCCUCGCACUGGGGGCUGCCCAUGCUCUCCGCCGGAGCCCUGGCCGCGGGCUUCGGGGCCGGCGGGAGCAAGGGCAAGGGCGGCGAGUACUCGCACCUGACGCGCCUGGCGCCGGGCUACGCGCAGCUGGGACACAUGCUCCUGGCGCUCUUCCGGCACCGCCGAUGGGCCCGCGUCCUGCUCGUCUACCGCGAGGACCGCGACCAGCGCACCUGCUUCUUCGCCGCCGAGGGCGUCCACGGGGUCUUCCGCGAAGCCGGCAUACACCUCGACGACUUCGCCUUCGACGAGGCCGGGAAGUUCGCCGACGACGUGGUGCGCGCCAUCCAGGGCAGCGGGGAGAGAGUUGUGAUCAUGUGUGCCAGCAGUGACGCAAUACGGGACAUCAUGCUGGCUGCACAUCGACAAGGGAUGACCAAUGGAGACUAUGCCUUCUUCAAUAUAGAACUCUUCAACAGCUCAUCAUAUGGAAAUGGCUCGUGGAAAAGAGGAGACAAAUAUGAUCUCGAAGCAAAGCAAGCAUACUCAUCCCUCCAGACAGUAACAUUACUGAGAACAGUGAAACCAGAGUUUGAGAAAUUUGCCCAGGAGAUGAAAAGUUCCGUUCAGAAACAAGGAAUCAUUCCCGAUGAUUAUGUUAAUAUGUUUGUGGAAGGAUUCCAUGAUGCUAUUAUCCUUUAUGUUCUGGCUUUGCGAGAAGUUCUGAAGAAUGGUUUCACUAAGAAAGAUGGAGAGAAAAUUGUCCAUCAGACAUGGAACAGGACUUAUGAAGGCAUUGCAGGGCCAGUAUCCAUAGAUGCCAAUGGAGAAAGAUUCGGGGAUUUUUCCGUAAUUGCAAUGACUGACCCAGAAGCUGGAACCCAGCAGGUUAUUGGGAACUAUUAUGGAAAACAGGGACGGCUUGAAAUGUUUCCAAAUUUAAAUUAUCUCUGGGAACACAGACCGAGAAUAGAUGACAGCAGAGGUUUGGAGCACCCAAGCAAUACACCCUGCAAAUCAUCAGGUGGCCUUGGAGAAUCAGCAGUAACAGGAAUAGUUGUGGGUGCCUUAUUAGGAGCAGGACUGUUGAUGGCCUUCUACUUUUUCAGGAAAAAAUACAAAAUAACUAUUGAAAGGAGAAGCCAACUCGAAGAAUACAACAUUGGCAAGCACCGCCAAUUACGGGAAGACUCUAUAAGGUCUCACUUUUCUGCUGCAUGAAAUGGAGAAAAACAAAUUGCUUUUGCAGGGAAACUCUAUAGACAAAUGGAUGCUACCAAAGACAGCUACAGAAAAGAAGCUCCUUAAGGACUCAGCAUUUCAAAAAGUAGGAUAACGUUGUCUUUUCCACCCCAGAAACUCAGGAAUGAUUUACUAGCCACACUAUGCCACAUGGCCUUUAAAGUAAUCUAGAUGAAAGAAAAGUGAUACAAGUGCAGCUUUUCUCUUGGCGAGAUGAUGUUAACCCUUUUACAUGUAUUCUGAGACAGCAUCCUCUGGUCAGUCAUUUUUGUGUCUUGGAAAUGUGAAUGGUUCUUCUGUCUGCUUUCUUUGAAACUUCAGAUCAUCCUUCAUUAGCUGCUUCUUACAACAGAUUGUAAAAGAAAUGUGAUCUCAGAAACACAAGUUCUGCUUUACAGCCAGAACAAAAAGAUGUAUUGAACAGUGAAAAGACAGGAUGGGGGAAAAUGGGAGCAUGUAGAUCGUACAAGGAUUUAUUGGGAAAGUAUAUGCAUGUUUUGUUCUUGGACAUUAAAAAAGUCAAAGGUUUGAGGAAAGAGAAUACACAGCUCUAAGGCGAAGAUAGUUCCUAAGUGAUCCCUGUGGCAAAUGUGUUUGAAACUGAUGUAAACAGGUCAACUGCUUGCCAGUGGUCUUGGAAGAGGAAAUUUGGACUUCAAAUAAAUUCCAUUUGCACAGAACAUUAUUUCCAGGAAGACAGACACAUGCACAUACAUACACACAGCAUUUCCACCAUCUAUGUGUAGGAAGCCUAUCAUAGAGGUCACCACGGAAUUAUGCUGGCACAUUUUCUGCUUUCAUUCUUUGAAUGUUUUCAGUAUAAGAAAAGCACAAGAGGUUCAGAUAAAAGAAAGAAAAACAUAUAGCUUGGCCUAUGCAUCAAGUAUUGUGAGCUGUAGUAGUAUAUAGUAAUAUAGAAUUUCCACUUCAGAGUGCAGAUGUGUGGGUCAGUUACCAUUUCUGCACCACACAUACAGGCACGCACUGCAGGAAGAAGUCAUGCCCCUAACAUUUGAAAGAAGGUGUUUCUAACAUGAAAGGAUUUCCCUCACAUGUACUUGGAAAUAGUACAUUCCAUUGUAUCACGUUUUUCCUCUGACUUACUCUGUUUGAUCUGUAAACCAGGUCUUACUUCUGUCAAUGAGAGCCCUGCCUCAGUCAAAGCACCUUAUACUGAUAUCUGUGCCUGUACGCAUUCUGAAACAUGCACACAUGUCCAAAAGAGCUGGAAGUCCUACUGGCAUUCUGGUUCCUCUGUUCUUCACCAUAUCACUCUGCUGCUCCUUCAGCUUUUGAUUGUUGUCACUGAAUUUGAAACUCAUCAACAAGAUAAGAGUUUUGACUGUCCAUCCGCACAUGUGUGGCAAACAUGCAGAUGAGAUGACUGCAGUGCUUACCUAAAGCAGCUGUUAUGCUGCAUGCACCAUUGAAACGUGUACUUAGUUUCAAGUAACCAAGUACAGCAUCAGGAAUGCAGCAUUUGCAUUCACACUCUGAAUUUUUCAAUAGGAAGCAGAUAUCCCACUGCCACAUUACAAUCUGUGUAGUGUCCAAACUGUGUAAAUACUAGUAUCGAAGUGUUAUUGUAAAGUAAAGGUAAGGCAAUAGGGUUUUUUGUAUUAGUGUUGGGGUUUUGGAUCUUUCUAGCUGUGUGAGAAAUGGUCGUUUUGGGUUAACAUUGUAUGUUUUUAAGUAUUCUUCAUCUUAUAUUUUUCUAUUAGAAAAAAAAGGUUGUUUUAUUUCACUUUGAAAAUUCAAAGUGAGUGCACAUUUGAAAAGCUAUUUUUCUUUUUAAAUUGUGAAUAAUAAUGAGCACAGAACUUUUCAGAUGUAAAUAAAAUUAGUAUAUUUUACCUUUGCUUAUUGGGAAAAUCUUCACCCUUCGUUCCUUAGGCAUGGCUCUCUGAUUCAGUUGCAAAUUUCUACUACCAAUGUAAAAUAUGGGUUGAUGGUCCCAUACUCUGGCUACUAUUCCCAGGUUUUCUCUUACAGGAACUUCCUUUAGUACCCCCAUUUUUCUUACUGGGAGGUUUCAUGAAUCUCAAGAUAUUACUAACGAGAACAAACCUUAACAUGGCCAUACAGCCCAGAAAACUCACAGCAACCCAGUGAUUCCAGCCAUGAAAGCCUUCGACAACACAACCUUCACUAUGUCAAUUUUUGAAAUGCUUUUAAAUCAGUUUUUUCUUCAGAUUUGCACUCUGAAAUUUUCAGGAUCUUUCCAUAUCAAAUUAUCCUCCUGAAAACUUAUAUGUACUAAUAAAAGCAGCUUCAGAUAUCUAGAGGGGUAAUGCACAUGCUAAGCAAUCGUAAACAUUCACAGCAGCUACAUACAAGCAAGGUGCUGCCUCCAGCUCUAUCACCUGUGUCUCAUGUACAUAUUUUUGAUAGGUGGGUCAUUUUUGCCUCUUCUGAACAUACUGCCUCAACUGGCAAUUGAACCCAACUCAUAAAAGAUCCUGAAGCAAAAAUAAGGGAAUGCAUUUUGGUCAUGUUGGCUACCUAUUGCUGCCGUGCACAAAAUUACAUGUGUUAGUAGACCUAGAGAUGAAGGUGAAUUCUAGAAUCCAUUUUAAUGCAAAAUUCCAUAGUAUUGCAUUUUUGAACUAAUAUGUAUAAUGUAUAAUAAGAAUUCAGUAAUCCUUCAUAAUUUGUUCUUCAAAUUUUCUGAAGCAAAAAUAAGGGAAUGCAUUUUGGUCAUGUUGGCUACCACUUGCUGCCGUGCACAAAAUUACGUGUAUUUGUAGACCUAGAGAUGGAGAUGAAUUCUAGUAUCCAUUUUAAUGCAAACUUCUAUAGUAUUGCAUUUUGAACUAAUAUGCACAGUAAAAUUCAGUAAUACUUCAAAAUUUGCCCUUCCGAUUUUGAAAUGAUGUUCUCCAGUGAAGAAGUAUAUACUGCAAUGCAUAUAUUUUGCAGAAGUGGACCGUGUACUUUGAUAAUUUCCAGGGAACUCUAAAGUCCUUUGGAAAAGAGUUGAAAACGACUGGGUUUGAUUCUAAAUAAUCAGUUUCUUUUUUACAGCUUUCAUAAUUCCAUCACCAUUUUUAAAAAUCAUUUAAAACACAUCAUCAGAAUCUGCUUUAUUGAAAUAGAUCAUGCAUUUGCAUAUACAUAAGCAAUAUAUUAAAUAUGUCCAUCGAGCACAGUAUUCAGUCUGAAUAACUCCAAUUCCAAUUCAAGCAAAUAGCUUUAUCCAGUUGAAAUUUGGGUUAGGACCAAAAUCUACAAAUGCUGCACAGAAGGUUGUGCUGGAAUUUGAUUUUAAAAUUGCACAAGAAUCUAGAUGCUCACACUAAGCCAACUGAAAAAAUAGACAGUAAAGUAGGUUGGAUGUACAUUUUAUUGAAUGCACAGCUGUUGGUGGGUAUGACAUAUUUUCCAAAUUCAUACAGUCCUCCAGGAUGUUCACAGUUUCAUGUUUCCCCACAUAAGUUGGACCAAUAAAAAGAACAAUUUCAUU